GAUAUAGAUUCAACAUUCCCACAAAAAUUAAUCAUAUUGGAAAUCUCAAAAGCUUUUGAAUCUUGUUUUGAAGAAUUUAAGCAAAAAAAAAAUAUCAACCUUCUCACUGAAAUUAAAGAAGAAGUGAAAAAUGAAACUAUAUUAAGAUUAAAAGCGGCUA
Entrophospora candida is the source of this 160-nucleotide messenger RNA. The record is from the annotation of a GenBank genome assembly. NCBI's taxonomy places the organism in Eukaryota, Fungi, Glomeromycota, Glomeromycetes, Entrophosporales, Entrophosporaceae.